UUUGGAACACUCAGCAAAAGUUUAUGCUUCGGAUGGAAGGUUGGGACAAGACACAGCCAGCCUCAUUGUAAGUGUAAAAGAGAUGGCCAAAGUCAUGCUCAGUGGUCAUGAAGGCAACAAGAAGAGAAACAAAUUAUAUCUCACGGUCGAAGGACUGGAAUUAGUGCUUCCUCUACCCAGAUUCUGGACCUUUAGGGUAAUGUUGGCUUCUCUGCAUCUCAAGCUUCUGACCUUUAGCUGCAGUAGAUGCAUUCUAGGCAUUUAUCGUGUGUGGGCGGCCACAUGCCAUGCACAAAUACAACCAGGGCAAUGGAGAUGGAUUAUUAUCUUCAUCAGUACAGUGAGAUCUACCACGACCAUGUCAAAUAUCUCUGCUUGGGGACUGUGUCGGGGAAGACGAAUUCCUGCAGGGACAGGCUGGUUAGUGAUUUCUUUGCCCCCAUCCAUUGAUGCAGUCAACUGUUUCAAGCAGCAAAGAUUUCUGGAACGAAUCUUGGGGUGAUGGCACAACAUAUAUUUGCCUUUUUUGUCGGAUUGACUAUGAGGUUUUACGACAUGCACUGCGGGGGAAGGGGAAGCCACAGAAGAAGCGAGUCAAUUCAUCUCAUGCUCGGAUGCAACGCAAACUGUACUCACAACAAAAGCAAAGGAGAAAGAAAAGCUACAUCAUAGCUGUGGUGGUCGAGGAAAGCGAGCUGUGGUGUCUGAAGCUUCAAAGCUUUUGCCCCCAAACAAAACUCUGCCACACAAGGCAUUUAUGCUUAUGAUAUCAGGUGGCGUGAUGUCUCUGUCCCGAGAUCUGGGGUGUCUGUCUCCAGAUCUGGAUCGCUCUUCAUCGUCUUCGACCUCUCCCUGUUGCCCUGCAAUCUACAGAGGUCAAUUCGACUACGAGGACCCGGGU
Musa acuminata subsp. malaccensis (wild Malaysian banana) is the source of this 901-nucleotide messenger RNA. The record is from RefSeq and is a predicted model, not a curated record. NCBI's taxonomy places the organism in Eukaryota, Viridiplantae, Streptophyta, Magnoliopsida, Zingiberales, Musaceae.